Acanthosepion pharaonis is the source of this 471-nucleotide messenger RNA. The record is from the annotation of a GenBank genome assembly. Lineage: Eukaryota; Metazoa; Mollusca; Cephalopoda; Sepiida; Sepiidae.
AUGUAUUUAACUUUACAAAAAGAAAAGAAAAGAAAAACAAAAACCUUACAAGCAUUCGCCUUUUCUCAACCUGCUUGCUUAUCUGCACGUGGAAAUAGUUAUCUCUGUCUAUCUGUCUUCAUCUCACUCACUUUCUCACUCUCUCUCUCUCUUCCUCAUUUGAUCUAUCUAUUAUCAGACAGUUCACAUGUAUUUCAAUAUGUUUCAUCUAAGUCAAUUUCAUUAUCUAUCUAUCUAUCUAUCCAUAUCCAUCUAUCUAUCUAUCUCAUUCUUGAUUUUAUAUCAUUCUAUCUAUCUAUCUAUCAUCUAUCUAUCUAUCUAUCUAUCAUAUCUAUCAUUUCUGUUGUAUAUAUAUGUCUAUCACAAAUCUCUUUUCUCUCUCUCUCUAUAUAUAUCUAUAUAUCUAUUCAUCUAUUUCUUAAUAUUUGUAUGUAUCUAUCUAUCUAUCUAUCUAUCUAUCUUUUCUUCUAA